AUGAUCGACGAUAUUAUCGUUUCGCAAAUGGCAAUCGUCAUUUUAUUGAUUGCUAGAUAUUUCGUCAUGCAAAUUCCAUUUACGGAGCUGGGUUUCAACUGUGCUGACACUGACAUCAGCUGGCCGGCUAAAGAAGAAACCAUUUCUUCGCACACAAUGUUCAUCAUCUUUGCUUCCAUCAUUUUAGUUAUGAUCCCACUCACCGAGAUGACAAUGGUGAAAACGACAAGCGGAAAAAUUCGGCACAUUCAAAUUCAUCGUUUCGCCGUUCACCCAUAUUUUCUCAAAGUCUGGUUCUUUAUCUCUGCAUUUGGAUGUGCUGCUCUUGCAACGUCUGUUGCGGCAAAUCUCUUCAAGAGAACCUCAUCGAGGCUAAGGCCCAAUUUUCUAGACACUUGUCAACCAGCUAAUUUGAGUCUUCUUUGCCCGCCAUGCUCUCAAAACUACAUCGCCACAGUGACGUGUAUGGCAGAGACCUCAAGAGAUGAGCACUAUUCCUUCCCUUCUGGACAUGCCGCUCAUUCAGCGAAUCUUGCAAUCUUUACAAUACUCUAUCUUCACAAACGAAUGAAACUCUGGCCAAUCGUUCGCGCUUUUGCUCAGUAUGUGCUUUUCGUUUUGACAAUUUGGAUUAGUUUAACAAGAGUUCGAGAUUUUAAACACCGAUUCACUGAUGUGAUUGGCGGAUAUUUCUUCGGAGCUGUGAUUGGUUUUGGAAUGAUUCAUCUAAUACUUCGACAUUUCAAACAUUAUCGCUAUCGGGUACACGAAGAAGAGAUAACAAUCGAUGGGAGCAUCUCUCAAUCGCCAACCCCUCCAAAUUAUGGGGCUUUUCAUCAUGCAAAAAGUAUUGCUUGUCUCGUAGAA
Messenger RNA from Mesorhabditis belari, 867 nucleotides. The record is from the annotation of a GenBank genome assembly. Lineage: Eukaryota; Metazoa; Nematoda; Chromadorea; Rhabditida; Rhabditidae.